AAGUUGACUUAUCUCACAGAAAUCAGCCGUUUAUACGAGAUUUUAAACAACAGAUUAUCUUUGAUUAUGAAGAAGAGAUUAUGAUCAUGGUAGAUAUAUUAAAUCGGGGAUAUUAGAUUCUGGCACUUGAUUGACUCGUUUCUUCCACCGUACAGAUGACUUUUGAAUUAAUAUCUGGACGCGUGGAGCUAUCUUUGACAGUAUGUGGUCGUGAUUCUUAAUAAAAAUCAUCGAGUGUGUUUAAAUAUUUUCACAAUCAGAUCAAUAUCUAGAUUAUUUCACUUAUAGAAACUCUUUUCACAGAUGUACAUUUUUAAAUUGAACAAGUUACAUUUUAUUGAAUUUAAUUACGUUUUCAUUGAUCAGAAAUUUGCUGUUGUGUGUAGAUGGUUUUUCAAACUUUGGUUUAUAGUUAAUAAGUUUUUAAUGAUUGGAUUUUAAGUAUUCAUGAAGAAGGAAAGUGAUUUUCGUUGAUAUUUUAGAUGAACUCUUGUACAGUGUUCAGUGUGAAAGUGUUCAGAUCACAAGAUUCUAGAUUGGUGAUAUACGUAUUGAUUUCAUGGUCCCAGGGGGACCCAGAUCAUUUCCGUGUUUAAACGUAUUGUCAGAAUAGAAAUUUGAACCAUGAAGUAUUUCAAUAAAACCUUGUUAUAUUGAUGCACCUUGUUUCAAAGGAAUAUUUUACCAGUGUGUGUUUGAAAAGUAAACAUUACAGUUAGACAAGUUUAAAGGAAUUGGAAAGUAUUGAUGCACUAUUUUUACCUGCAUGUUUAUGCCAAUUAGAUAUGAAAAGAAGGGAAUAUUCAGACAAAAUAAAGGCAAUUGAAUUAAUGGGUUUUGAUGAAAUGUCAGAUAGUAAAGAAAUGCCGGAGUUGACUUUACCACGAAGAUAUUCUCAUGGAAGUAGUAUGGUACAUAUUCCCAGCAGCAGUCAGAUUCUUGAAAGGUUGUAUAAUGAUCAAGGUGUUAGAGUUAGAAUGGUACGUAGAGGACGUCCCAACAGAAUUCCAACAGUAAAAGAACUUAUAGACCACAUCUCAAAGAAACAUGAACGUUUACUGGAGUUGGAAAUGAAAGGAAAUAAGGUAGAGAAACCUGUAGAUCUUAAUUUAUCUGGUAGAAAAGAUGUUGGUAUGAGAGUUGACAGUUUAAGAAGUAUGUCUGAAGCUGUACAUACAGACAUUGAUGACUUUGUCAGAAGAGAUCGUUAUAGCUGUUUAUCUGAAAGACCAACUCGAUUUGAAAUUUGGGAGCCGGAAACGAGAGGUUCAUUAGAAAUAACAGGACGUCAAGGAAAACCACAGCGUUCAUCAAGUACACCCACAGUUCCUUACUCAACAGCAGAUAUUCUGUAUGGGAAUGAAGUAAAUGGAAGUCGUGGACAACAGAAUGAAGAUGUACGGCAGAACAGUUUUGGAGAUCUUGAGAAGAGUAGAGAAUUGGCAAGGUCAAGAGCGAAGGAACUUGAACAAAAUCCAAACAAUAGAAGACCUAGUAGUAAAUCAGGCAAACAAAGGUCAAUCACUAUAGACUCAGUGACACCUUUCGACAAAGAUCGGGAAGAUCCUUUAAGAAGUCUUUCAUCAGCUCUACCUCCGGCUAAACCGUCACAUCAUUUCCGACCUAAUGGCAUUAGAACCAACAUAUUAAAACCAGAUCAGCUUUUCUCAAAUAAAACCAAUGGUGCUUCAUCAGGUCGUGAUCAGGAUGACUUGGUUGCCAUGGGAACUCUAUGGAGCCCAAACAACAACAACCCAGGACAACCACCACCAGUAGGAUCAGCUUCAGCUAUGUCCUCACAACAACAACAAAGUAGCAACAGAAAUAAUGGUGUAUCAAACAGUAACACAAACUCUUUUCCAUCAAAAGUUGCCUCAUCUUCAAGUAGUGUCAAUCAUUCAAUGUCAUCAUCUAAUAAUACACUGAACUCUCAACGCAAGUACCCUGGCAAUAGUAUACGACCGAUACAGGUCCAGAAUAAUGUCUCAGGGAGAAAAAAUAGUAACAGUACAAAAGAACAGGAAGAUCCAAAAUAUACUGACCCUAUGAUUGGUGCUCCAGCCUCAUUUCAGCAACGUUUAAUAGAACUAGGUGCUUUAGAGGGCGACACUGUACGCUGGGAAAGAUCAAAACGGUUAAAGAAAAAGAAAGCUGAUAGGGAUUCUUGAACAAACAUUGACUUAGAUACUGCUGUGAUAAUUUAUUAUAAAUUCUUGUGCUAGCCAGUCCCCGACUAUUCUGCAUUUUAUCAUAAUCUUUUGAUAAUAUAGACAGAAAUGGGUUACGGCACUAAAGUCUGUAUGUAUUAACUAUGGAACAGGUUCAUUGACAUAUUACAGAUUAAUGUGAUAUAUUGAGGAGGAUGGAUGAAUAACUGCCAAUAUUGGAUAGGAUCAGUAGUGUCUGCUGAUAAAAGACACAAAGAAAAAACUUGCCACUAGAGGGCGCACUUGCUGUGAUUUAAGUUAGGGCUCAUUACGGCCAAAUAUAGGCAAUUUAUCAAUAUCUAUUAAGUAGUUAAAAUUUAAGCUGUUAUUUAAUUGAAAUAUUUUAUUACAUGAAUAUUAAUUUAUAAUUGAAGACAUUUAUUCUUCAAACAAGUUUUUUUAGAGACUUGUAGUAAAAUAAAACAAUUCAAGCAUUAAAAACUCAGACAAAACUGAGUUUGUGAAAGAAAAUAGAGUGAAGUUUUAUCAGCUAUAUUAGCUAAUAUUACCAUAUAUAGAGUCAGUAACUACUUAUUAUUACUUGUAAGUGAAAAUAUUAUUGGUAAGUUGGAAAUAAUGUUCAGUGCAAAUAUUUACAUUUUACCUAACACAUUUCAUUUAAAAAGUUUCAUGUAUGUUUGAUCAAUUCAUAAAAAUGAAUACUGAAUAAUUCUUUAAAAGUGAAAGGUAACACUUCUUUUCAUAAUGAAUGUAUAGUGUUGAAAAGUAUUGUAUUGCAGUGUACAAUAUUAAAUAUGCAGUGAGCCAAUAAUUUAUAAUUUCACCCAUUUUUUUUGUCUUAAAUAAAAAUAUGUAGUGUACCUCAGAAAUUAUUCAUUUCACAAAUACUACAUGGUAAAUUUGUAUGGAUAACUAUUUCUAAUUUUUCUAAGAUUUUUGAUGAAUUAAAAUCAUAAAAUUAUAGUAUAGAAUAUCUACACAUGUACAAACAUGUUUUCUUUUGAUGUAAAAAUUUCGAACUUUGAACAUAUUUGUACUAAGCAUUUACUAUUUUCACAUUGCAUAUAUUCACUUUAACACACAAACAAGUUCACUGAUGUUUUCUUUGUUUAAAGCAUAAGGCAUCAGAAAGGAACUCUAAGCCCCUUUAUAUAUGAAUAAUUCAACUCUGAAUCCCUUAAUGCUUUAAUUCAAAGUCUUAAAUUUCGUGGUAUUGAAAUUGUUAUAACAAAACAUUUCACUGAAAAGAAAAUAUUGGUAAAUUUUCAUUUUUCUUUGUAUAUUUAUUGCUAUGUAAAUCAAUUUAUUUGUAGAUUUGAGCCAGUAUUUUUCACAGUUAUAAAAGCAAUCUGUGAUAUAAUUUGCUCAGUACAAGUGUAUGUUUACCAGUGUUUCAACGAAACACAUUUUAGUCCAUUGUUUUGCAUUUUAAGUGUUGUUUAUGUCCUGUAUAGCAUGUGAGAUCAACUGUCUAGUAUGUUAUACAAAUGUAUUAACAAAUCUUCUAAAGGUUUUACUUCCUUUCAAUUUGUAACCUUUGAAUUUGUAAAAUUCAACUUUGGUAUAUUUAUGAUUAUUAUAAUGGGCAUGACUAUAAUAGUUUUGGAUUUUGAACCAUUUAUUGUAAGAGAACAGAUCUCGACAUAAAUUUGCAGCCUUAUAUAACAUCUGGUUAGAAUGCAAAAAUAUGAGCAGCUAAUAUCUUUGUCGCUUACCAUCUUGCAAUAAAAUUUAAAACUUUUUUUUAUUAAAUAACAAAUCUCACUUAGAAAUGAAUCUUAAUUAAAAACGAAAGUGCUUCAACGGUUUCGAUUUAUUUCUUUACAUUUCAAUUCACAUUGUUCUUGAAGUAAGGCUUUUGUAAACAUUGCGGCAAUAUAGGGGGGUUUUUAUUGACAGUUUUUUCAUCAAGUAAAAAUACAUUUUACAUCUUGUGGUAAGAAACUGUAAAACUUGAGUGAUUUAUGUGUACUGAAAUACUCGCCCAAAGUUUAAUUCUCUAGUUAUUCAAGUUAUAUUGAAUAUCACCUAUUGAAGAAAUGUGUUUGACUUUCAAUUUUAUUCCAAUAAGAAUUUCAUGAAUAAAAAGUUGUUUAAAUUACAAUGUAUACCCACAAACAUUGUAUUUCAAAUAAUACAUACACAGUUUAAAUUGAUUAUAAAAUUUCAGUCACCUAGAAAUAAGAGCUCUUUUUCUGCAAAGGUAUUGAUUUAUUGAUUUCUGAUCAAUGAAAGCCACCAAAACUAUUGAAGGAAUACCAGCGUCUUGAAUUACAGGCCUUGCAAUGAGACUAAAUUUUUUUUAAUCUACAUGUUUCUUACCAGUGAGUUUGUGUACUCUCUUUAGAAAAAAUCCAUGAAUGUACUGUUGGAAAAUGUACAUAAAUGUCUUACUUCAUAUAUCCUACAUUUUCUGUAAAACUGUUAUAUUAUUUAUUAUAGCAUAAAAUCGGCUAUUUUUCCCUCUUUUGCCCAUGUUAUAACGGGACCAAAACCAUGUGUUAACAUAGUCACGCGCUCUUGUUAUAGCCCGGUUUCACCUAUGCGCAAUACAUACAGGGCCCAGUAAACAAACAAACAAAAAAUGACGAUUUGGCCUGUUUGCCAAAGAGUCAUGCGCUCUUGUUAUAUUGAAAUUAAUUGAUUCGAGGGCCUCAGUAGCAUAUUCAAGUAACUAUGCCGGAAAAACGGCGUAUAGACUUCUUUGCUAAUCUUGGUUGUGGCCCUUUCUAAGAAACGGACAGUUGUCAAUGUAAACAAAUACCGUAGAAUCUACCUGUCAUUCAGUUUAACACUCCGAUUAACUUACAAAACUAGAUAACACCAAAUUAAUAUGAGAAAAUGUUUUUUUAUUUAUGUUAAUGUUGAUAAAUGCUCUUUAUAUUUCUUUGAGAGAAUAAUGCUUAGUGCCUGAUUUUUAUAAACUUGUUUGCUUGAAAAAAAAAACCGAUUCUGAUGUCACUGAUCUUUUUUCUAGCGUCAAUCUGAAAUCAUUCUAAGAUUCUGAGGGUCAUGUUUUGUCUUGGGUAGAGGGUAGAGUAAUGUAACGUUUAUUUUUUCUUGAGAUAAUAAAUCUCCAAUGGCCAAGCUUUGUUAAAUCAAUUAAAAUUCAAAAUUUCGUUCGGUUCCGAGAAUUUUCCAAGUUGUUGGCCCCGGAAAAAUGAAACGCAUGCGUAAAACAUAGAAUUGGAUAAAUACCGUCCAAGCACAAGAAUUUAAUGUAAUUGUGUUUUGUAUAAACUAUACAUCACGAAUCUGUUUGAAAAUUUUAUGCUAUAAUAGCAUCAACGCACGUUUAUUUCGUGUUAUAAAGUCUGCAGAGUCCCUCGGAACUGUUGGAGCCCUCGCCCUACCGGGCUCGGGCACCAACUGUUCCUCAGGACUCUGCAGACGUUAUAACACGGAAAAACGUGCGUUAACCCUAUAGUAUAAUUGUAUAACUAAAGUGAUUCAUUCGUCUUCAAGUUAUAAAUUAUAGCAAGUUAUUACUGCUUACCAUAUGGGGUAAAGAAUAAUCAACUUUCAGUUACAAGGGAGGCAAUAGAAAUCUUGUAAACUUGCAGUUUAUAAACAGCUCAGUAGAUAAAAGCAAUGACAAGUUGACCCAAGUUUAUUUUACCUAUAUAUUGUCAGACUUGACAUUUAUUAAGUGAUAUAAAAAAAUAUUGUGACAUGAUGUACUUAGGGGGUGGGGGGGGUUACAGCAAUACUUAUAUUACUUAAAUUUUAAAGAACUGCAUAGAUACACAAUAAUUCAUUUGAAAACUAUAAGAAAUACAAUUGAAGAAUUAAGGUGGUAGCUAAAAUUAAUGACAUAUUUUAACCCCAACUUUUUGUUCAUCUCUGAAAAUUCUUUCUUUUUUUUAUCACUUUUUCAUUUUUUACAACUGAAAUAAAAAAACAACCUCAAUUUUAGGUCUUCUUGUUCAUUACAUGGUUAAGUCCACCCCAUACGUUUCAUAGGCAAAGGGUCAUGUACAUGUAGUACCUAAGGUCUGUGGGUUCAAGUCCUUCACGAGGCACAUGGUUUGAUUAUUUGGCUGACAACAAUGUGUUGUACCAUCUUUUUCUUCUAAUUUAUAAUUAUGGAACUCAACUAGCAGUAACUUACAAAUACAAGUUCCAGAUUUAGUAACACCAGCUAUCAGAUGUAUUUCUAAACCAAAAUAUGUAGUAUUACUGUAACUGCAAUUUCUGUUCUGAUAAUAUAUAAAUAUCUAGUAAUGGAGGACUGUAUUUUACUUUUAUAUGUGCUGCAAAUACUCUAUCAAUUUAUACUUGUUGUUUCAUAAUACCAGGAAUUGACAUGUAAAGUUGUUAGUAUGAAAUGUAUGAAUUGUCAUACAAAGUAUGGUAUUAAACUAUUCUCUUGUUUACAUUUUCAUCUUAGAAUUAUCUUUACUAUGUUAUUGCUUAUAUGAUUAAAUAAAUAUUAUAGAAUUUA
Ruditapes philippinarum (Manila clam) is the source of this 6612-nucleotide messenger RNA. Its product is annotated as AAC-rich mRNA clone AAC11 protein-like. The transcript is spliced from 5 exons. Lineage: Eukaryota; Metazoa; Mollusca; Bivalvia; Venerida; Veneridae. The coding region runs from base 786 to 2168 and encodes 460 amino acids. The record is from RefSeq and is a predicted model, not a curated record.